Messenger RNA from Halichondria panicea, 4814 nucleotides. Its product is annotated as hemicentin-1-like. The record is from RefSeq and is a predicted model, not a curated record. NCBI's taxonomy places the organism in Eukaryota, Metazoa, Porifera, Demospongiae, Suberitida, Halichondriidae. Gene Ontology annotation, molecular function: protein binding. The coding region runs from base 27 to 4559 and encodes 1510 amino acids. The transcript is spliced from 18 exons. Gene Ontology annotation, biological process: cell-cell adhesion.
ACAUGUAUUUGUAAUCAUAGCUGCCAAUGUUGGCUCCUCCAUUAGUGUUCUCCAGGACAUUGAAGAGAAUGGCUACUGUAACUCUAUUUUUCUGCUGUCUGCUUGGAAGUAUUUCUCUUGUGCAUGGACAGACUUCGUUGACUCCUGGUGAAGUAACGAUUAACGCAAGUCCAUCUAAUGUUGGUGUGUUGAAUCAAAAUGUCACACUAACUUGUUCUGCAAGUGGUGGAAUUGAUAACUUCCAGUGGCAAAGACUCGGAAUCAAUGUUCCUGGAGAAAUGCAGUCUACACUAUUUCUCACUUCAGUUAAUGCUAGUGAUGGAGGAGAGUACACUUGUGUUGUCGGUAAUGCAGCUGGUAAUGGCAGUACCAAUUUCACUCUCUACAUUCAUCCAUACAUUGUGGCUAAUCCACAACGUCAGCUACUUCGAACUGUGGCUAGCAGUGCAACAUUCACCUGUGAAGCUUCUGCGUUCCCUGCACCUGACUAUCAUUGGGACAAAGUUGGAGAUGUGAAGAUCGAUAAUCUUGAUCGAUUUAGACAAAACUUCUCCUUUAAUCCUAUUGCUUUUGGCAAUGAAGGCAACUACGUAUGUGUUGCUUCAAUCAUUGUGGACAAUAUCAACUACACGGCAGAAUCUAAACCAGGAGAGCUUAUCUUAUCACCUGAGAGUAGUGUGUCUGUCACACCUAAUAUGUCUAGAACAGUUCAAGGAGACACUCUGACGUUCACUUGCUCUGCCAUGGGUGGUCCUGGAAAUAUGUUCUCAUGGAGGAGACUGUACGAUAAUGAAAUUGUGGGGGAUAUGUCUAAUCUAACUGUGAAUGUGAGUGGAGCCACAGACGGUGGACAGUACAAGUGUGAAGUCACCAAUAUAGCAGGCAGUGAUUCUGAUAAUACUACUGUAUACCUUGGUCCGAUCAUUGACACUCCCCCUUUAUCUGUGAAUGUGAGCAUCUCUGAAUUAUCCACUUUCACCUGUUCGGCCAGUGGAUUUCCAGUACCUACCAUUAUCUGGGUCCACAACGGAACACAGAAUCAGGAUGAUGAGAAUCGCACCACUGUGUUAUGUACCAUGGGAGACAGAUCUGUGACCAGCACCCUCACCAUCAAUAUGGCUAUGAUUAAUGACUCUGGGAAGUAUGUUUGCAAUGCUAGUAGUCCUGACUAUGGCACUGUUUCAACGGACCCUGUCAUUUUAAUGGUACAAGCAACUCCCGAAAGACCACAAAAUGCGACAGCUGUAGAAGUGACAAAAACUAGUGUGAUAUUGGAGUGGGUGGAGCCUUAUGACAACAAUGCUCCCAUCCGUGGUUACAAAGUCUCCUACACCAGACCAUCUUUUCUUGGAGGGACUGCCACGACUAUCAACAGCACAGUGGAGACUGUAACCAUCAAUGGACUACACCCUGGAGUAGCUUACUCCUUCUCAGUGGUUGCUUUCAAUGACAUUGGGGACAGUGCAUCUGGUAACGUCGUGGUCACUACUGUGGAAACAGUUCCAACAAACCCUCCUGAGAAUGUAAUGAUCACUAUGCUAUCAUCCACUGAGAUCCAAGUGAACUGGACUGAAGUUCCCAUGAUGCAUCGGAAUGGAAUAAUUACCACAUAUGAAGUGAUGUACGAACCAGUGAUGACGUUUGAUAUACUCACUGCAGCCAGAGUGAACACUACAAAUGUUUCUACUGUUCUUACUGGACUGGAAGAGAAUUUAGAGUACAAUGUUUCUGUGAGAGCUUAUACAAGUGUGGGCCCUGGACCUUAUAGCCCAGAGGAUAUGGAAAUUACUUUUGAUGACACUCCAGCUAGUCCACCUCAGAAUGUGACAGCUACUGUGUUGUCCUCUACUGAGAUCCAAGUGAACUGGACUGAAGUUGCUGAGAUAGACCAGAAUGGAGUCAUCACUGAAUAUGAAGUCAUGUAUGAGCCACUAAUGACAUUUGGUGUGCUCAAUACAACAACAAUAAGAACAAUUAACUUGUUUACUGUUCUCUUUGGGCUGGAAAAGUAUGUGGAGUACAACAUCUCAGUGAGAGCAUACACACGUGUGGGACCAGGACCCUACAGUGUCGGUAUUAUAAAGAUAACAUUUGAUGUUCAAGUCCUCACUGGACCUGAAGCCCUCGUCUCCUCCAGUGGUAGUGUGGUUGAGGGAUCAGUCAUCCAGAUCUACUGUACGGUAGAGGAUAGAACCACUAUCACCUUCACAUGGACUCUCAAUGGAAAAUCUCUAUUGAACGAUCCACCUCACAUUCGUAUCAGGGAAGACAAUCUCCCUGAGCGCUCAAGAUCAUUGCUCACUAAUGACUCCACAUCUGUGCUCACUGUGGACAACUUCAGAGCCUCUGACAAUGGAGUUUAUCAGUGCACAGCUACUAGUGGAGCUACUUCUGGCAAUGGAGCUGCUGCGGUCACACUAACAGCUGUGUCAUCUAGUAUUGGAGCCUUGAUGUUGACUGAUCAGCCCUCUCUCAAUGAACCUGUUGACCUCAGCUCCAGCCUCAAUGACAACCGCACUGGGAUAGCUCUUGGUGGCACUGUCGAUGGUUCUAUACUGAUAUGCACUGCUGGGCAUCAAGGUGAUGGAGUUGGAAACUACGCUGCCCCGUCUGUGGUGUGGGUGAGGAGCGGACAAGUUGUGAAUGACACUGACUCACGAAUCACCAUCACCUCGACCACAAUGACCAACGGACGAGUGACCAGUUCUCUGACUAUCACUAACUUUGGACUCUCUGAUGCAGGAGUGUACCAGUGUGUCUUCACUGAUGACAGUGAUGGUGGGGAGGUCAUCACAUCAAUACCUUAUCAAUUGGAUACAGGUAACACCAUUCGUAUUGAGAGAGUCUCCCCUGAGGUCAUUAUUUUACGUCCUCCCGAAAAGCUGGUCAUUGAAGUGAGAGUGUCAGGAGAGUAUGAAGUGAUGUUCUGGUACAAAGGGAGUAGCACUUUCAUACCUGGUCAAAUGCGUCCUCAAGAGUUUCCUAAUUAUUUUGAGACAUUUGUACGAGACAACACCACAGCUGAGGAUGAGGGGUUCUACAUUGUUCAACCUCAACUUAAGCCUGGAACAACUCAAACUCAUACCAUCACACCAACUGGUGGUGUUGAUUUUGGGGUUAUUGCGCCAGUUGAUGCCAUCACAACAUCUCUCAGUAUUUCUACUGUUGUGAUUCCCGAGGGAGGCAGUGCAGACAUCUCCUGUAGAUCAGUGGGAGCUCCCGUUCCUAGUAUCACAUGGGAGUUCAACAGUCAGACCACUCAAUUUGAGCAGACAGACACGGAAACAACAUUUGUAGCUAAAUUGACUGGAACUAUCGGAAACAGAGGGUUUGACCUCAUUCCUGGUAGCGUUGAGUCAUCCCUCCAUAUUGUGAGUGCCAUAUACCCUGAUCAUGAUGGUGUGUACACUUGUAUUGGAAGCAACUCCGAGAGUCUCACUGUCGCCAGCAGCAGUGCCUUCAUCACUGUACAAGUAAAUGCUGUUCCUGAAGUGGAAACUACAGCUACUGAGACUCUUGUGCACAUCGGAAAUGAUAUCACCAUCACCUGCUUUGUGCAGAGGGGAAAUCCCUCUAAUUACGUCUACACCAUUACUAAUACUGAUACUGGCAGUACAACAACUGGACCCACCCGCACUCUGACAAGCAUUCAUAUGUCUGAUCUUGGUACCUAUCGCUGUGAUGUCACUAAUGAUGCUGGAACUGGUAGCAGCAGUGUGACUAUAGAGCUGGGAGAACCUAGAUGCCCAGUUGGAACCUAUACAGAAGACUUAUCAACUGGAGUGUCUGCUUGUGUGCCCUGUCCUAGAAACAGCUUCAGUCCCGUCAUAGAUAGCAGAGAGUGUUUCUGUUUUCGUGGCUACUACAGAACAGAAAUGGAGGAACCAAACUUUCCGUGUUCAUCUCUACCAAAGAAAUGUAAGAGUUUGCAAGUAGUUGCUGAGAGGACUCGAGGUAACACAAUUACUGUGCGUUGGGAGAGGCCUGAGAUCACUGGGAGAGGCGACUUCUACUACAACAUAUUCUACUCUAAGGACAACCAGACCUUCACUCAACACAACAGCAGGGCGUAUGUCAAACAAGAUGCCCUGGUGGACUACUCAGUGUCUGGUCUGCAGCCACUCACCACCUACACCAUCCGAGUGAUCCCUGAGAAUGGAGUGAGUGAUCAGGAGGAGGGAGGGCAGGGCAGGAGCUGUGAGGUCGUUGCCAUGACUGGGGAUACAAAGUCUAAUGCCCCCUCCUUGGUGAUUGGUUUCUGCUCUGUUGUGGUUUGGACCACCCCCACGAGGUCGUAUGGGAGGAUCACUGGCUAUGACAUCAAAUUCAUUCCUCAAGGGUCUGGUUCGGAUUUGAUGGUGUCUAAAGGAAGAAGAGAGCUUUUCCACGCCAUUGGAGAUGAUACCAGGCUCAUCAGCACUGAAAACUUCAUGGUCCAGGUGAGAGCAAAAACGUCAGCUGCAGAGGGGAGGUGGAGUGAGCUGGUGCCACUGGGUUGCAGGAAUACUGAAGGUUCCGCUGACCCUAUGUAUGAGUUUGCCGGCCCUAUGUAUGAGUGAAUGAUGUGUUACAUUACAGUUUUGGCUAAACAUUAAAUGAUGUUGCAAAAUUUAAAUGUAUCUUUAUCGUAAGAGACUAGAAAUUUGCUUUGAGUAGAAUAUUGUAGCUGAUUCAGAAGUGAGUUGUAGAUAGACCUAUCUGAAAUUUGUUGUGCCGGACUUGGAACUACUUUGUACAUGUUUGCUGCAUUUGUUUCUGUAUCAGUGAAUGAAUUUUUUGAGCUAACUGCAAAUCACUUUGUUUUGAUUCUAUAU